Molecule: messenger RNA, 3204 nt
Organism: Verticillium alfalfae VaMs.102
Lineage: Eukaryota; Fungi; Ascomycota; Sordariomycetes; Glomerellales; Plectosphaerellaceae
Product: TPR repeat-containing protein
Exons: 2
Coding region: 1-3204 (1067 amino acids)
Molecular function (GO): protein binding
Source: RefSeq, a predicted model, not a curated record
AUGGACAUGACAUUUCUUUCGCCAGUCCGUCAACCUCGCAUCCAUUCCAUCCGCCGUGCCACCAGUUCAGCUGCAGGCUGCUUGAACAUUGGGAAGACAGUUCUUGAUACCCAGGAGAGGCCUACUGCUAUUUUUCUUUUGCCGUCUUCCGUGUCAUUUCCUCAUCUUCCAGGCUCCCUCACGCCGACCAGGCGGGGCAGCCAUCACCACCAUCAUCACCAUCGCGGGGUCAUUUCAGUCACACAGCAGCAGCAGCAGCAGCAGCAGCAGCAGCAACCUUGGGCAACCAUAGCCAUGGCCGUCGCCCAACCAUCAACAGCGACGCCGCAGGGCUUGGCCGCCAAGGUGGCAGCCGGCUCGUACGUCGAGGUGCUUUCGUCCGAGCCGGCCAAGACCCUCAUCAAGGCCUUCACCCAGUCCCUCAAGACGGCGACGCCGCACGCCGAGCCAGCCGCCCACACCGACGAGCAGGACUCCCUGACCAUCGCCGUCGCCGCCCUCACCGACGAGCAGGAAUCCCUGACCAUCGCCGUCGCCGCCCUCAACGCUUUUCUGCAGUCCAACGUCACAGGCCCCGUUCUCGAGAACGCGAAGCCUGUGACGGCCCUCUUCGUCGCCGGCCACGGGGACGUCAAGACGCUGCGCAGGGCCUGUCUCGUCGACCUCCAAGUCGACGGCGUGGCCCCCUACGCCCAUAUUCCGCACAUUGAGCUCUUUGCCUUUGCGCGCCGCGUCGUUGCUGCCGCUGUCACGACGCUGUCCGAGACGGCGCCGCUCGCGCUCGACGCCGCCACGACCAUCUCCCUCGCGUGGCUGCGCCUGCGCCUCGCCGUCUGGCACUACCGCCUCCUGGCCCAGCCGUCGCUAUCUGGCGCGUCCUUUGCCAAGACGUCGCAGUGGAUCGACGUGCCUUCCCUCGCCGAGACGGUUACGGCGUCGCUGGGGCGCGUGCGCCAACAGCUGUUUGGCGACGGCCACGAUGACGAUGUCUGGGCGCUCGCUGCCGCCGAGGACGUGGCGUGGGGACGUCAGGACAAGGUACAGUUCCUGCUCGAGGCGGCGAAUGCGUGGAUCAUGCUGGGGCGCGACGACAAGGCGCGUGAGGCCCUGGCCGAGGCGACCAGGCUCAACAGGUUCGAGUUUGCGCUCUCGGGUGCCCUGGGCAAGAGGACGCGGUUCCAGGAGAAGAGCAUCAGUCAGCUUGUCGUGCUGGCGCGCAGUGCCGCGCACGAGGCCGAGGCCACGGUGGUCGCUGACGAGGACGACGCAGAUGUCGAGGCCAAGCCCGAUGCCCUCGCUCUCAACGACGACACGCUGCUGGAGACGAUUGACUUUUCCGAGGGCCGUGACGGGGAUGCCGCCAAGUCCGCCACGCUGCCCGCUGCGCUCGUCGAUAUCAAGCCUGAUGACCAGCCGCAGCUCGCGCCCCUCGACCAGAUCAUCUUGUUGACCGAGGCGACGCUCAAGGAUUCCUUCUCGCCCGUCGACACGCUGACGUCGGAGGAGGUGCUGCCGUAUGCCGUGCGCGUCGUCUCGGAGAAGUCGACCAACUGGCAGAUUUACACGCAGGCGCUGCUCGUGCGGUCGAGGAUCGAGAUGCACAGGAGUCGCACCAUCGAGCGGGGCGUGCUGCAGAUGCAGGCUGUUGUCGACCAGGUCGUCGUUGACACGGAGCAGCCUGCCGAGGCCGAGGCCGAGGAGAAGGAGGAGAACAAGGACGACGCAGACGUGCCAGCGAUCGCCGUCACGGCGCCUGACCAAGCACCCGAGCAGCCCGACGCUGACAAGCCGACGACCUUCUUCCGCGCCGCUGAAGCCACCGACUCGGCGCCCGCCCAUGUUCGCCUGCAGUACAUCCACGCGCUCGCGUCUCCGCCACGCUGGCACCUCGAGUCCGAGCUCGCCUACUCGUGGGCUCACGUCGGCUCCCUUGUGUCUGGCCCUCGAGAUCUUCAAGCGUCUCCGCCCUCUGGGCCGAGCCCUGCCGUGCCCAACGCGCCGCGCCUGUUCUGCAUCCUCGGCGACCUCGAGCAGGACCCGAGCCACUACCUGCGCGCCUGGGAGAUUUCGAACCACCGCUUCGCCCGCGCCCAAAAGUCACUCGGCGAGUACCACCUCGCGAAGAAGGACCUGCCCGCCGCCCGCGAAGCCUACGCACUGGCCGUCGGCAGCAACCGCCUGAGCCCCGAGCUCUGGUCCCGCCUCGGCGACAUUGACCUCCGCCUCGGCCGCCCCGGCGACGCCGCCGAAGCCUACCGCCGCGCCAUUGCUGCGGCAGGCGACCCCAUUGGCGGCGAGGACGCCCGCACCUGGAGCAACCUCGGCUCGGCGCUGUGGUCCCAGUACCUGCAGGUGAUUGACGACCUGCGCGCCGAGCUCAAGGACGCCAAGCUCGAGGACGCACCCGCUGCCGUCCUCGCCGACGACGAAGAAGGCGACGCGACGGCCGCGACAAAGGAGAGCAAGAAGACGCAACAGGACCCCGAGGUCAUCCUCGCGCAGUCCCUUGCCGCCUACAAGCGCGGCGCGACGCUGUCGCAGGACAACUGGCGCAUCUGGGACAACGUCCUCACGCUCGCGACGCGCUCGCACCCGCCCGCCUACACCGACGUGCUGCACGCGCUGCGCGCCCUCGUGCGCAUCCGCGCCUCCGAGACGGCCCUCGACGCGGCCGUCCUGCGCGCCCUCGUCCAGGACGCGCUCAUCGCGCAGCCCAAGCAGGACAGCGACGGCAGCGGCAGCAGUGGCACGGGCCGGCGUCUACGAGCCUCCGCGCGGCACCCUGGCGCGGGCGUCGCCUUCUUCCUCGAGGAUGCCGUCGUGCCGCUGAUCACGACGCGUUCGGAGCUGUGGGAGAUUGUGGCGCGCGUGCGGGCGUGGCGGCGCGAUUACAAGGGCGCCGUCGACGCCGCGGAGAAGGGCUGGAGGACGGCCAUGGGGAGCGCCUCGGCGCUGGGCGCCAGCGACGGGGGCACGACGAAGAGCUGGCUCGAGGACGACGAGGCCUGGGGCGAGGUCGUGGCGCGCACGGACGAGCUCGUCGGCGUGCUGGAGAACUAUGGCGCCUUGGCGGAGGGCGUGGGCGAGCGGUGGAGGGGCAAGGCGAGGAGCGCGGUGCGGAGCGUCAUGGGCAAGGCCAAGACGGCGUGGGAGGGGAGUGAGGGGUGGAAGGUGCUCGAGAGGCUGGCGGAGGGGUUGGCAUAG